AUGGGCGACGAAGUUGACAGAACUCGCAAGGCAACUCGUGCCCAGCUGUUGAGGAGUCACCCCUUCAGUCGGCCAGCCACCGCUCAAGCAAUUAGGGCACAGUCGGCAAACGACGAGGAUGAGCCACCGCUCCACAGUGCACUCUCCCGUGAUGCCUUAUCAGACAAAGUCAUUGUCGAGGUUGGAGCUGAGCGGGUGAAGUAUCGAGUCUCAGAAGCCUUCCUCAAUCACUAUGCCGAGUACUUCCAGCGUGCUCUUGCCGGUACCUGGAGAGAAGCCUCUGAACACGUCGUCGUGCUUGGCAGCGAUAUCGAACCCUGCAUCUUCAACCUGUUCGUGGAGUGGCUGUACACUCAACAACUGCCGACUCUCUCUCCAGACUGGCGCCGCAUCGCCGAUCCAUUGCAUCCUUACAGCAUUUCGGCGAAGAUGCUUCGCAUCAAGCUCUACGUGUUCGCUGACCGUUUUAUUGUACCCAAACUUCGGGAGCAGCUCAACCGCGCCAUUGUCAACGACUACGACUCUGACUGCCCGGCACUCGAAGAAUACGAGACCGUAACAUAUGCUUUCAACAACCUACCGCCGACCGAUCCGUUACUGGAUUUGAUCGUCGACCGCUACUUCAUGGUCUGGAGGUUGGAUCUCGACGAAGGCGAGGAAGAAGAUGCUUACAACAACCUCCCACACGAGUUCUUACUGCGAUUCUACAAGCGGGUUGGCAAGUGGCGGAAGGAGGACCUCAACAACCGUCACCAGCUCUUCAACAUGGACUUCUGUAGCUACCACGAGCACGAGAAGGAAGCAGACAAGAUACAGUGCCCGCAUAAAACUAGGAAGAUGAAGGUUGGCCAGGUAUGGUUAAUGAGGGAGCCGCGCCAUUAG
Molecule: messenger RNA, 882 nt
Organism: Didymella exigua CBS 183.55
Lineage: Eukaryota; Fungi; Ascomycota; Dothideomycetes; Pleosporales; Didymellaceae
Exons: 2
Coding region: 1-882 (293 amino acids)
Molecular function (GO): protein binding
Source: RefSeq, a predicted model, not a curated record